AUGGCGGAGGCCGGGCCACAGGCGCCGCCGCCCCCGGGUACUCCAAGCAGGCACGACAAGAGUCUGGGGCUUCUCACCACCAAGUUCGUGUCGCUUCUGCAGGAAGCCAAGGACGGCGUGCUUGACCUCAAGCUGGCAGCCGACACUCUCGCUGUGCGCCAGAAACGGCGGAUUUACGACAUCACCAGCGUGUUGGAAGGUAUUGGUCUGAUCGAGAAAAAGUCCAAGAACAGCAUCCAGUGGUAGGGUGUGGGGCCCGGUUGCAAUACCCGGGAGAUUGCCGACAAGCUGAUUGAGCUCAAGGCAGAGAUCGAGGAGCUGCAGCAGCGGGAGCAAGAGCUUGACCAGCACAAGGUGUGGGUGCAGCAGAGCAUCCGGAAUGUCACAGAGGACGUCCAGAACAGCUGCUUGGCCUAUGUGACCCACGAAGACAUCUGUAGAUGCUUUGCUGGAGACAUCCCGCUUGCCAUCCGGGCCCCAUCAGGCACCAGUCUAGAGGUGCCCAUCCCAGAGGGUCUCAAUGGUCAGAAGAAGUACCAGAUUCACUUAAAGAGCAUGAGCGGCCCCAUCGAGGUGUUGCUAGUGAACAAGGAGGCCUGGAGUUCGACACCUGUGGCGGUGCCUGUACCUCCCCCUGAGGAUCUGCUCCAGAGUCCACCUGCCUUUUCUACUCCUCCACCUCUGCCCAAGCCUGCCUUAGCUCAGCCCCAGGAAACCUCUCGUCCAUGCAGUCCCCAGUUAACCACCCCCGCUCCUGUCCUUGGCAGCACUGAAGUCUCAGAGGUGGCAGGCCAGACAGCAGAGAUUGCAGUGAGUGGUGG
Molecule: messenger RNA, 821 nt
Organism: Myodes glareolus (Bank vole)
Lineage: Eukaryota; Metazoa; Chordata; Mammalia; Rodentia; Cricetidae
Source: RefSeq, a predicted model, not a curated record